This is a messenger RNA of Cynoglossus semilaevis (tongue sole), 1648 nucleotides long. RefSeq names its product eukaryotic translation initiation factor 1A X-linked b (gene eif1axb). The transcript is spliced from 7 exons. The coding region runs from base 155 to 589 and encodes 144 amino acids. Gene Ontology annotation, biological process: translational initiation. Lineage: Eukaryota; Metazoa; Chordata; Actinopteri; Pleuronectiformes; Cynoglossidae. Gene Ontology annotation, molecular function: RNA binding; translation initiation factor activity. The record is from RefSeq and is a predicted model, not a curated record.
GCGCAUGCUCGGAGCAACUGAGACUCCAGUAUUAUCUGUGGUUAGCCAAGCUCACAUUAGCUUCCGCUAACACUGUCUUUUCAUACGGGACUUUAAAAUCCAAACACGCGUAUCCACCUACUGAGCGGAUUUACGUGAAUUCACGUGAAAGAAUAUGCCCAAAAAUAAAGGUAAAGGAGGAAAGAAUCGGCGACGUGGAAAGAACGAGAAUGAGUCUGAGAAGAGGGAGCUGGUGUUCAAAGAGGACGGACAGGAGUAUGCUCAGGUGAUCAAGAUGUUGGGGAAUGGACGUUUGGAAGCCAUGUGUUUCGACGGCACCAAGAGGCUCUGUCACAUCAGGGGGAAACUCCGGAAAAAGGUUUGGAUUAACACGUCGGACAUCAUCCUGGUGGGACUAAGGGAUUACCAGGACAACAAAGCUGACGUCAUCCUGAAGUACAACCCAGAUGAGGCUCGCAGUUUGAAAGUGUACGGGGAACUGCCAGAGCACGCCAAACUGGACCUGGAUGCUCUGGGUAACAUGGACGAUGAGGUGCAGUUCGAUGACGAUUACGACGUCAGUGACGACGACGAGAUCGAGGACAUUUAAUCAGCUGCGUCUGAAGGAGGGAAUGUUGGACUUUACUACACUUGCUCCUAUUGAAAUAUCUGGAGCCGUAACAUCGAUGAAAAUUCUAAUUUUUAAUCUACGUCAAAACAACAGUUUAUUAACAAACAUAAAUAUGUUUCAAGUCAUUAAGCAUCAGAUUUUUUUUUUUAUUUUGAAAGAUUUUUGCAUAAAAACACGUCAAGAUUUCUGUAAGUUUAUUUAGCUCCUGCUUUAGUACCACAGUGUGCAGCUGGGGGGCACUACAGCUGGACUGCAGAUUCAGAUUGGGCUGAUUUAUCAGCAUAAAAGGAGCUCCUAGUGUAGCUAGUUUUUUUUUUUUUUUUUUUGUUUGUUUUUUAAAAAAAUUCUUCUGGCAUUCUGCCGCCUCAUUCGCUUAGUCGUAGCUCAUUUUUUCCCUUAAACAAAGACAUGACUGCAAACAAUCUCACACAAGAAACAAUAUCUUUUAAAGAAAAUGGUAUAUUUAUAUGGAUUUCACAUUUGCUGUGGAAUUUAAAUGAAGUUUCAGAAUCUCUGGGUUUAACAAUAAAAGGACAGAGUCAUUCUUGUUUUCUUUCUUUAUUGCAUAUAGUGUUAGACAUUUUAAGUCAUUAUUUCAUUUGCUGGUUUUAGAAAAAAAAAUCUGCAAAUUAAGUUGAUUGCUGUUCCCUAAAUUCAAAGAAUACUUUCACAAGAAUCUUUUCACUGUUUGUGUGUGUGUGUUCUUUCUGUUUUCUUUUUUUGCUGCUCACUCUUACAGUUUCAACACAGCAACGUUGGCCUGUAUGUCUCAGAACAGCUGUUUCUAAUAAACUGGCCCAACAUCAAGGCAGCUCCACCUGCUCUAACGUGCUCUACAUUGUACCAAGAUGGUAGUUAUAAACAGAAUAUAUUUUCCUCUUCCCUCAUGAAUCCUCCCUACAGGUGGCGUUGUAACUAAUUUUGGGCACUGCUGCUCUGAACACAACAUGGCCUGACCCUGCUGUAGAACUGAAUUUACAGAAAACUAUUGUACAAUGAUGUUUAAAGGUUGGGUUUCCAAUAAAGGUCUGAAAUCUU